AUGGCUUCAAUGCUAUCAUCAUUGGCUGUAUAUAAUACUAAACGCCGACAAUUGACCAAACAAUCAUCGAUAAUGAUUAGUCAAUCGGCCGGACAAAUGUCUAACAACCGAAAUAAUACCAAUAAUAAGCCAUGGAUUGAAUGUUUAAGUAGAGCUCACAUGAAGUUUGAAAUUGACUUAAAAAAAUUGAAACAGGACUACAAGUUUAGUAUAAUCGUGUUGUUGAGUAUCAAAUACGAGGACAACCAAUCAAUCAAUACAAUCAGUACAGGUGUCAUAUUUAAUAACAACUAUAAUCUAGCCAUCACCAAUGCUCAUGUAGUGGCCGGCUAUAACUUUAUGUUUGCCCAAACAUAUUUUCAGGCAACAACCGUACAAUUAGCGGAACAGUCGACCCUCGAGAUGACAAUUAUGUCAAUUGCACGGAUUGUAUAUAUUGAGCAUAAUCUUGAUCUGGCAAUAUUACAGUUGGUUGAACUGGCAGUUGGCCACCAGUUGCCGAUUGAAUCGCCAAUGUUUAGUCCACCAGAACUGGGCGAACCGGUAGUCAUUUUGGGUAACGGCGAUGAACAAAAUUGGACAAUCUAUGUCGGCUAUGUUAACAUUGUUUUCCCAUUGGCUUAUCGAUCAAUCAUAGGGUCGGAUAAAUCCCAACUCUUUCUAAUACAUGAUUCAAAUGUAAUUAAAGGUACGUCCGGUUCGCCUAUAAUUAACGCCAACUACGAUAUUAUUGGUAUUAAUUUUGCUAUAAGAGAUAUGACUGACAAAUCUAAACUGGGAACCCAUAGUCAAUGUAUAAUUGACUUUAUUCAAAGAGCUAUGAAAUACGAUCAGUCUAUGGAUAGACUGAACGAAAAGCUCAAUCGUUUAAGAAAUUAUACUGAAGUUUUGAACAACAAAUUGGGUAUUAUUUUGGCAAAAACUACUGAUAUUAAUAUCACUGGUUUUGUGGUCCUCGAUAUCAUCCAAUAUCGCAGGUCUAAACUGCAAAUCAAUGAUAUAAUACUUGAAAUCAAUGGCCAGCCGUUGACCGAUAUCAGUCAAAUCACUGAUGCCGUCAAUAGAUCUCAGGCUGACAUUGAUUUGUUGGUCAAUCGCAACACAAAUAUACUACCCGUGAAAGUCAGUAAAUUUAAGGACAUACUUUCGCCAGCAGUGUUUUAA
Messenger RNA from Oppia nitens, 1164 nucleotides. Its product is annotated as serine protease HTR4-like. The transcript is spliced from 3 exons. Gene Ontology annotation, molecular function: protein binding; serine-type endopeptidase activity. Bases 1 to 1164 code for a protein of 387 amino acids. Gene Ontology annotation, biological process: proteolysis. Lineage: Eukaryota; Metazoa; Arthropoda; Arachnida; Sarcoptiformes; Oppiidae. The record is from RefSeq and is a predicted model, not a curated record.